UUUGUCUAUAGAUCAAGGUGCAUUUAUUUUUACAAAGUGAAGAUAAAGCGAGGAGAAUUACAAUUUAAUUAGUAAUUAGUUAAUUAUGUAUUUUGGUGAUAUCUCGAAUGCGUUCGAUUUAGGCACUUUCUUGUGCUUUUUCAGAAGCUUGCGUUGAGUGAAUCCCCACUUGCGAAGAAGCUUGAUUUUGGGUAAUGGUUGGAACUUCUGCAUGGAGAAUAUCGUAUAAAUCUGAUUCAGGUUCACCCAAUUCAGCUAAAUCCAUACCAAUAAUCUCAUCUUCCUCGCUUGCUCUGAAUUUACAUCCUGGGAUGAGAUUGAUGAGGAAAAGGAGAGUGUACGUCAAAACAAAGGAAUAUGCAAGAACGGUGACGGUAUCAGCUAAUUGAUAUCCUAAGAGAAUAUAGUUGUGAUUGAUCCAUCCACCUUCAGCAUCACUGUUCAAACCGUCUAAGUUCGUAACCCCUUGUUCUGCGAAGAGAGCCGUGAGGAUGUUACCGCAAAUACCAGCUAUUCCGUGACUUGCGAAUAUAUCAAGACUUUCAUCCAAGUGCAAGAGAUCCUUAACUUUAGUACCAAAGUUGGCAGCAACUGCACCAAUGAAACCAAUAGCGAAUGCACUUGGUGUAGAGACGUAUCCACUUCCUGGUGUAAUGCAAACCAAACCAGCAAUGGCACCGGAACAGAAACCAACUGCUGAGAUCUUCUUUUCUAAGCGCCAAUCCAAGAACAUCCAUGUGAUACCACCGACUGAAGCAGAUAAGUUGGUGACUAUGCAUGCUUGGGCAGCUCUCAUGUUCGCUCCGAAGGCGGAUCCACCGUUGAAACCAAACCAACCGAUCCAAAGGAAGACAGUACCGAGGAAGACGAGCACAGGUGAGUGUGGUCUGUAUGCGAGCUGGAGAGUACCGUGUCCUCUUCUUUUGCCGAGGAAAAAGGAGAUGGCUAAUGCAGCUGUACCUGCAUUGAUGUGGACUGGCGAGCCACCGGCGAAAUCAAGAGAGCCCAAGACGGCCAACCAACCGUUCUCAUUCCAGGUCCAGUGCGCUAUUGGAUUGUAGACGAUUAUUGUCCAGCAAAGCAUGAAAAUCAUUGAAGGCAAGAGUCUACCACGUUCUGCAAGUGCUCCCAUUGCGAUAACAACGGUUAUACAUGCGAAUGUGCCUUGAUACCAUGCGUGCACCAAGAUAGGAAGGUUAGACAUGUCUUGGUCUAAAAGGUUUGUGAAACCUCCAAAUGAUUGUAAGUCACCGAUGUAGCCCCCGUGUGACGGACCGAAAACGAGUGAGUAACCCAUACAGAUCCACUCGAUGGAUACUACAGCAAUGCCGAUGAGUGACAUGAGAAGAAGUUGUAAUGCAUUCUUUCGACGCGUCAGACCGGCGUAGAAGAGACCAACACCUGGUAUCAUCAGCCAUACGAGUGCUGUUGACAUUAGUUGCCAUGCUAUGUCACCCUGACUGAAAACUUUUGGUUCGCCAGUCGAUAAAGGCAAAUUUGGGUCUGGGAAUGAAACCAUAUCGGAUGUCGAUGGGAGGACAGAGCCAUCUGGCUGUAAAGCGCCGUAUUGUAUGCUCAUUGUUGUUAGUUUUUGAGAAGAUAAGAUCGAAAUUUGUUCCUUUUAUCCCUUAUCUCUUUUAUUGAUUUUUUAUUCAGAGAUAAGCCGAUUGUCUGGCUUUUAUCAGGCCCAGAUAGAUAACAGAGAGGUGUGGAUUGCGAUGUGAGAAAAAUAAAGUUAUACAUUUUUAUAAUCGUGCAUCUGUUCUACAUAUGUUGCCAACUUCACUGCGCUUAUUACCAUAAAUGGUAGCAACUGAUAAGAAGAUUUUCCUGCAAAGUGCAAGUGAUAAGCCAAAUAGAGUGCGUGGAAUGGGCUACUCCUCCCUGUGGGCUUACUUUGGACCAAAGGUCCAGAUAACUCAACCAUUCAACCACUCAACCAGGUACGCCCCUUGGCGGGCUUAUCAGUGGUUGUUAUCUAAUCUGGCGCUAUUGUGUGAGUCUGCGAUAUGCACAAAAAAAGUUAAUAUUCAGUUGUUAUUAACCCGUAGACCUCCUGAUCGGAUUAGUCAUCGAUUUUAAUUUGACAGCGGAACCCAUUCAUCCACUUACGUUCACGCUGUCAUGGCCAAAUCCAAAAACAAGGGGAUACGCUUUAUACCCUUCACGUCAAAGUCUUCGAUGUCCUCUACGAGCUCAUCGUUGCACGUACCGAAAGUAUCUUCGACACCACCCCACGUGCCCUCGACAGAUUUCACAUUCCAGCACAAACAACCACAGAGACAGCCGUCUCAGCAACAGAAACAACCAACUCUCCCGCCAGACCAUCAAGUUCUCGCUACUCUUCAUUCGCAUAUCUACUUCCAGGGCUUUCUCUUAGGCGUCGGCUCUGAUGUCAAAGUCAAAGUCCCAAAGUGGGGUAGAUUGUACAGAUUACACAAGAUUAUUCUCACUCAGUCAACAUUCUUCAACAGCCUCUUUCAAGGCGCGUUUCUUGAAACAAACAACAACGAAAUUACUCUGACUUUUGACGAUCCAAAUAUCACGCGUUCAUCAUUCGAAUAUUGCCUAGGCUAUCUUUACGGCAAAUCCAGUAACCUUGUCCUCGACAGCAAAUUCAAACCUACACCACAAUACCCUCUCACACCAUCAUACCCGACAUUUGAACAACCACAAUCUAACUCUUCAAAUACUCAAUUAGCCACCCCAGAAUUCUGCGUCUCUUUGAUUGCUACUGCUAUUUACUUGGGCUGCCCUUCAAUUGCUAACAAAGCGCUUAAUUUCAUUCUUGCUUCGAUUUCUCCAAUAAAUGUCUCAUUUUUCCUCAAGUUCGCUCUUGGCGAAGGUCUAGGUGCUCACAGACAUUGGUAUCCAGGCGAGCAAGAGGCUGCUGUUGGCAUGGAGGAGAUUGGUCUUGUCAUGGAAAAGUGUUUAGACACUCACAUAGAAACUAGCGAGUCCGAAGCCACUCCAUCCGGUGUAGCAACGCCUAUCUCAGCUUCACAUGAAAACAACCUUGAUAAACUUUCCACUAUUGAUAUUGCUUCGAAGACGGAAGACUACAGUGUCGAUUCUGACACAGAAGACUAUAUACCAUCAUUUCACUAUGGUGCGGCCUCUGAUAAGAUCGGCGAAGCUUGCGUCUGCUGGUUGUCCAGAUGGGCUCUUGAGAUCAUUGAGAUUGAAGACAUACUUGUCAAUGAUGAUGGUGAAAUCACACAUCCUUCUGGAUGUAUACCAUUUGCAACCUGGUCGUUGGAGGGUAUACCUGCAAAGUGGAUUAGAGCCGUCAUUUCAUCUGACUCUCUGUUCGUACCUGGCGGAGAAUGGCAACGUUACAAACUAGCAUCUCGUAUUGUCGAACUGCGUAGGAGACAGAACAAGGGUGCGCUGUCAUACUCUGAUGAAUGCGAGUUCGACAGGAUGUUUGCUGAUGGCAUCUACUAUACACAUAUGACCUUCGAACAGUUGUCAAUCAUACAACGGGAAAUGUCACCAACGACAGGUCGUCCAUAUGUUCCGAUUCGCAUACUCCAACAAGCACUCUGGUCUCAUUCCGAACUCCAGAACCGAAUUGAAGUAUCUUCAAAAACCAGUGCCGAAAAUUCUGAUCUCAGUUUGACCUUCAACUCCUGGGAAAUACGUGAAAAGCUUCGUAGCAAAGAUGGAAAAGCAUGGUCUGAGAAGCGCUUCUUCCCAGUGGGCAAAGAUAGUACGGAACGACUUGGUGAUGCCACAUCUAUGUACCACUCUGAUGACGACUUGAAUAAAUUCGUGUCACCACCUACAGGCCAUCGCCAGAACGAAGACGACGCUUCUGGCUUAGCUGGUUCAACCCAUGAUCCAUUGGUGGGCGUUUCGUCGAGUUCUCAUCGUCGACCACAUACUGAAGCACAAUUAUUUGGUGUUCAGAAGUCACAUAAGACUGGCCUUGAGAUAUCAAAGCUAAUUGAAGCUGAUCACAGUCCAACAACCGACGUUGGAGAUACUAUCUCGAUCGCAAGUUCAUCUCCAACAGCUAAACGUGCGAAAGAGGACAGAUGGACACUUAUCGAACCCCUUAGGUUCUCAGUCGAAUACUGGAUUAAAUCGGAACUUGAACCACGUGAGAAGAAGUUCUCGCAUGCUGUAUUCUAUGCAGGUAGUUUCAUCAAUACUUACAUUCAAAUCAACGAGCAAAAGCACAAACAUGGUAAUCAGCUGGGUAUAUACGUCCACCGUCAAUCCAUGGAUGAACCACUCCCCUAUGCUUCAUCACCACCAAACGCUGCAAAUAGUAGUGGUAAUGUCGUUUCACCACUCUUGAACAACAAUAAUACUAGCUCUGCUGUUCCAUUAUCGCCAGCAUCAACUAUGGACACCAUUUUGAGAGUUAAUAGUGCAGGCAGCGAUGAUUCUCAAGGUUCAAACUCGAACAAUCAACCAGCACCACAAUCACCACCCAGUGACACAGCUAAAGUUGGUCCUGGCAAACACUCAGGUAGUCAAAAUGUUCCAUUUGCCCCAUAUAAAGAUACAAGAAAGACUAUGCGCGCGUUCUUUGCCGUACAAUGUUCAUCUGGAAAUGGAACAGCCUUUACAAAGUUUAGCAGCGCACCUGACAAUUUCACAACUUCUCAAUCGUGGGGAUGGAAAUCAUCUGUACAAAGAUCAUCAGAAUAUUUGGCUAAUCAUAAUGUUGGGCCUAGUGAACAGCUUGGUGUUUUGAACUCGCUUAGAGCUGUUGUCUCAGUUGGUUUAGUAUAAUUUUGCGUAUUUUACACAAAUUUCAAGCCUUGCAUAACUUAUGACUCAAUGAUAUUUACUAAUUGCCAUUUACUUGGACAAUUGUUUUCUACUUCUUGGUAUAUAACCCCGCUUAUUCAUCAUCAAUGUAACAAACACUCGAUUUUCUUACUAUCUGUACAAAUUAUGUACAAUAGUACCAAAAAGGAAGUAUAAUUGUACGCUAUUAAUAUGAAUUGUUGUUUUACAUGAAUUUGGUAUGCUCGA
Messenger RNA from Wallemia mellicola CBS 633.66, 4992 nucleotides. RefSeq lists its product as hypothetical. The coding region runs from base 2125 to 4746 and encodes 873 amino acids. Gene Ontology annotation, molecular function: protein binding. The transcript has 8 exons. The record is from RefSeq and is a predicted model, not a curated record. Lineage: Eukaryota; Fungi; Basidiomycota; Wallemiomycetes; Wallemiales; Wallemiaceae.